This is a messenger RNA of Aureobasidium melanogenum CBS 110374, 1737 nucleotides long. RefSeq lists its product as uncharacterized. Lineage: Eukaryota; Fungi; Ascomycota; Dothideomycetes; Dothideales; Saccotheciaceae. The transcript is spliced from 2 exons. The record is from RefSeq and is a predicted model, not a curated record. The annotation marks the transcript as partial. Gene Ontology annotation, molecular function: protein binding.
GAACACCGGGAUUGCCACCAAGUCUUCAAAGCCAGCACAUACGAGCAGUUCAAGAACAUCAACCCCGAUCGUGUCGACCAGACCUGUCAGUGGGCCUUGUCUCACCCGUUGUACCGGCGCUGGAGAGAUAGUGCUACCGAUGACCUGCUCUGGAUCUCGGCAGAUCCUGGCUGCGGCAAGUCGGUCCUCUCGAGGUCGCUGGUGGACGAAGAGCUUCGGAGUGAUGCAGACGACAGCACUAUCUGCUACUUCUUCUUCAAGGACAACGACGAACAGAACAGCCUCGCGACUGGUCUGUGCGCGUUGUUGCACCAGCUUUUCCAGCAGCAGCCACACCUUCUCCAGCACGCUGUCCCGGCGUGGAACAAAGAUGGAAGCAGACUGCAGCAAGAGACUGACGAGCUGUGGCGCAUCUUACUCGCAGCGACGUCGGAUGCGGCUGCACGUAGCGCGACAUGUGUCCUCGAUGCUCUUGACGAGUGCAGAGACAGAGAUCGAGGCGACCUGAUCGCAAAGCUUGCUCGUUUCCACGCAGACGCCGCGUCUCGGGGCCCUCGUCAGUCGUGGCUCAAGUUCAUCGUCACGAGCCGGCCUUAUGACGAUAUUCAGAGAGGGUUUGAGCAGAUACCGGCGUCUCUACCUGCUAUACGCCUGCGAGGCGAGGAGGAGAACGAUCAGAUCCAUGCGGAGAUCAACCGUGUUAUCCACGUCCGGGUAUCGCAACUGGCGAAAGAGCUCGGCCUUCGCGAGAGCACAUCCGUCCGUAUAGAGCAAACUCUGCUGGCGAUGGAGCACCGCACGUACCUCUGGCUCCAUCUGGCUAUCGACGAUAUCCGCAAGACUCUACAACAAAGCUUCAGACCAGACGAAGAGCCCGUCAAGUCGGUGCCUUCCUCUGUAGAGGGCGCCUACGAGAAGAUACUGGCUAGAAUUGCACCAGAACAGCAUCAGAAAGUGAAGCUCAUCUUGCAGAUCAUCGUGGGAGCUCGGCGACCAUUGGCAGUGGGUGAGAUGGCGUUGGCGCUCGGUCUUGCGACCUCUAAGCAGCACAGGACAUGUGCAGAGGCUCAGCUUGAUGCAGACCACCUCGGCAAGCAGCUGAGGCACUGGUGCGGCCUGUUUGUGUUUGUCAACCACUCGAGGAUAUACCUGAUACACCAGACAGCGCGAGAGUUUCUUGUCGCUCGUCAAGACAAUGGACAGCACUGUGUGCAGCAGAUGGAGAUGGAGCAGACGAUGACAUCCAUUUGCAUACGCUGCCUUAGCCUUGAGGACCGUGAGGGCCCAUUUCGCGAAGAGCAUUUGACUAAUUUUCCAGAGACAGGAAAACGCAGAAGGGACUUCAUAGAGUAUUGCUGUGAGCGGUGGACGGCUCACUACAGCUUGUCUCAGGACGCAAGUGGAGAAGACAUCUUCCAAGGCGCGUUGGCUUUGUAUAACACAGACGGCGAAGCAUUCAAGUUCUGGUUCGGUCAGUUUUGGACUAAGACACGGCGGUAUGAUCACGCAAAGAGCAUGACACCGAUACGGCUUGCUGCACUAAGUAACCACAACAGAGUCCUGGAAUAUUUUCUCGGCAAGGAAGGGGUGCAUGUAGAUGCAAGAGACGAGAGUGGACGAACGGCAUUGUACUGGGCGUCAGAACAAGGCCACGACAAGAUCGUGCAGAUGCUGCUCGACAGAGGUGCAGACGCCAACGCGCAGGGCGGAGAGUACGGCAACGCACUGCUAGCAGCU